This is a messenger RNA of Trichosurus vulpecula (common brushtail), 2106 nucleotides long. RefSeq names its product neuferricin. NCBI's taxonomy places the organism in Eukaryota, Metazoa, Chordata, Mammalia, Diprotodontia, Phalangeridae. The record is from RefSeq and is a predicted model, not a curated record. The transcript is spliced from 4 exons. Gene Ontology annotation, cellular component: endomembrane system; membrane. The coding region runs from base 77 to 889 and encodes 270 amino acids.
GGGGCACGCCGAGCUCCGGACCGAGGACCGGAGGCCGCCAUCUUUGUGAGGGGCGGCGGCCGGGAGCGGGCCCCCGAUGCAGAGGAAGAGGAGGAGCGUGGGCGAUGGCGCGCGGCCCUGGCUGGGCCUGGGCCUGGCCUUGGCCGUGGCCGUGGCCGUGGCCGCCUGGCUUCUGUGUGGCCGGGAAGCUGCGGCGAGGCCCAGGCUGUUCCGCGCCUCCGAGCUGGCCCGCUACCGCGGGGGCGCUGCCGAGCCCGGCCUCUACCUGGCGCUGCUGGGCCGCGUGUUCGACGUGGCGGCCGGGCGGGCCCACUACACGCGCGGCGGAGCUUACGAAGGCCUGGCAGGUCGAGAUGCCUCCCGAGCCUUUGUGACCGGGGACUUCUCGGACGAGGGGCUGAGCGACGACGUGUCGGACUUUUCCCCUGCGCAGAUGCUGGUCCUGCGAGACUGGCUGCAGUUCUACGAGAAGAACUACGCGUGUGUAGGAAAGCUGAUUGGAAGGUUCUACGAGGAGAAUGGAGACCCCACUUCUGCGCUCCUCCUGGCUGAGGCCACCAUGGCCCAGGGAGAUGCGUCCAGGGAGACAGAAAACCAGCAGAGGCAGCACUUCCCCGCGUGUAACUCGGAGUGGAGAUCUGGCAGCCUGGGCCGGUUCUGGUGCUCCAAGCAGAGUGGAGGCGUGAAUAGGGACUGGACAGGAGUCCCCAGGAAGCUGUAUCGGCCAGGCGGGAAGAAGCCACGAUGUGUGUGCGUGAGAACCACGGGCCCCCCCACUGGCCAGAAAAGCUCUGCCAGCCAUGGUGACCGCGGAGACUUGGACAACCCCAGCCUGCAGGAGUACUCAGGCUGCCCACCCCUGGCCAGCAGCUGCAUCUUGCAAGACUAAGGCCUUUGGGGCAUUGUCAGGAAGCCCCAUCCAGAGAUCCCUGACCUGGACAGAGGAAUGAAGGGGCCUCUGAGAUCUGGGAGGGAAGAAAAGGAGGGAGGGAGAGAAGGGGAGAGAGAGGAAGGAAAGAAGAGAGAAAAGAAAGUCCUUGCCCUCAGGGAGCUUAUGAAGCUGGAGGUGUGCCUGGGGAGACAGUGGAGAAGCCUAGAGAGCAGCCUGGGGGAGAGCAAAUACAUGACUGGCCAAGGCAGCCUCCUUCCACCAGACUUCUGGGUGGAGCUGUCCAGUGCAGGGUGUGUGUGUGGGGGUGGGACGGGACUCUGAGCUGUGAAGUGGUCAUGCCCAGGAUGGAGCUGUCCAGUAGGAAGGGGGACUCUGAGCUGUGAAGUGGCCAUUCAGGGUAGAGGGGUUUCUGGAGAAGGUCCAGGAGAGCAGCCUGGAGGGAGGACUGGUGUCAAGAGGGCAGUAUGACUCACAAAGAAUAACUUAGGAGUGGUGACGAUGGCAGAUGGGGGGUGGGGUGGGGGUGGCCCAGCCCUCCUUCCCCCUCCCCAUCUCAACCCUGCCAGGCAUUGGGGGUCUAUGGGAGCUCUCAGGGGCCCAGCUCCAGAGCUCAGGUCUGAGCAGGAGCAAGGCCUGUGAAUUCAAAGGGACCAGAAGCCCCCUUUUCCUGGGCCCUGGCCAGUUUUUUAGGGUCCUGGGUCACAGAGUCAUAGCUUUAGCAGUGAAAGCCUUAGAGUUUAGCACAGUGCUGGGCAUUAAGGAGACGCUUAAUAGACCGAUUGACUGAAAGAUCCCUUGGAGGUCAGUGAGUCCAGUCGGAGGAUAGAGCCGCCUCUGCGCUUUGGGACGGGUGGGUGGCCUGCAAUCUGGACGGAGGAGCCCAGUGGCCACUGAUUCCUGUGCAAUUCUCCUUUACCCCCAUUUUCUGCAACAGGACCAGCCUUGUGAAGGUCAGACAACAUCGUGCCAAGCACUGUCAUACAGAUACAAGAAGCAAAGAAAAUGCAGACUGUAACAGCUUUUAACUUCCUUUUCCUUUUUUCCCCCCAUGUUUUCAUUAGCACAUGAUUAACGUGGAAAUGUUUUGCAUGACUGCACAGGUAUAACCUACAUCAAGUUUCUUGGGGGGAGGAAUUUAGGACUCAAAAUUUUUAAAGAAAAUGUUAAAAAUUUUCACAUGUAAUUGGAAAAAAAUAAAUUAAAAAAAUACCUUA